Messenger RNA from Lucilia sericata (common green bottle fly), 1293 nucleotides. RefSeq lists its product as uncharacterized. The transcript has a single exon. NCBI's taxonomy places the organism in Eukaryota, Metazoa, Arthropoda, Insecta, Diptera, Calliphoridae. The record is from RefSeq and is a predicted model, not a curated record. Bases 1 to 1293 code for a protein of 430 amino acids.
AUGGAAUUUGGAAAAUAUAAUCCCCUUAGCUUGGAUUUUCAUAUAUUACCAGAACGUUUACGCAAUUUAAAAGGCUAUAAAUUGCGCACUAUAGCAGAUCACAUAGAACCAAGAGCUAUGGAAUAUUAUAAUGAAAAUAAUGAAACUAAACUUAAUGGUUAUAUAGGACGUUUUGUGAAAACUAUAAGUGAAAUUCUAAAUGCCAGCCUUUAUUUUCCUCUGAAAGUACCACCUGAUGUUAUGCUGGAUUAUAGAGAUAUCAUGGGCUAUGUUAGCAACUACUCACUUGAUAUACCAGUUAGUUCUUUGUCUUUAUUUGAGUUUGAUGAUCAGCAUGAUUUUUCAUACCCCUUUGAAAUGGGCAAAUGGUGCAUACUUUUACCCAUGGAAAAACCUUUGGAUUUUAAAGAAGUAUUUCUUAUAAUUUUGCAUUCUCAGAUAAUGUUUAUCACCAUGAUUUUAAUAACAAUAUUUACCAUGGUUUUUUAUUUAGCCGGGAGUAAAAAUCAUCAAUGCGGCGGCCACAGAUGGCCUGAAAUUAUAAUAAACGAUAAAGCCAUAAGAGGAGUAUUGGGUCAAGGUUUUGUAAUCUCUAAGGAUAAAACAUAUGCUUUAAAACUUAUUCACUUAAUGUUGCUGCUAUCGGGCUUAACUAUUUCCUCCAUUUUUGGCAGUUAUUUACUAUCUUUUAACACUCAGCCGCCUUUGGAACCAGAAAUAGAUAGCUAUCAAAAUCUAGCUAAAUCUUCUUUAAAACUGGCUAUAACUAAAACGGAAAUUGAUUAUUUACAUAAUAUCACAAAUGGUUCUUUAGUCUACUUAUAUAAAAAGUUUCAUACAUUUGCUAAUUUUGUGGAAUAUUCCCGUUUUCGUGAUACAUUCGAUCGUCGUUUUGCCUAUCCCACCACUACCUCGAAAAUGCUAUACUAUAGUGGCUUGGAAUCCUUUUAUGGCACAAAGUUUUUUCGUUAUUCUUCAAAAAUGUGUCCCAAUACAAUGAUGCUUUUCCAAUUCCCACUUGGACCAAAUUCAUAUUUUCUAACACGCAUCAAUGAAAUUAUAAUGAACACCAUGCAAUCUGGUCUCCUGGAAUAUUGGAUGAGCAAGUCGUAUAUUGAUGCAGUUACUGCGGGCAAGGUGAUUCAUAUUAAUAUUACUUAUCCCACAUUAGUUAGUCCUUUAUAUUUGCAUGAUCUGUAUUGGAUUUGGUUGUAUUUUAUUAUAGCCAUCACCGCAGCUAUUGUAGUUUUUAUAAUGGAAUUAUUAAUACACAAAAAGUUUGGAAAAUAUUAA